UUUUGCUGUUCUGCUCCCUAAAAACUUCAAACAAAACAAAAACUUCUGGAUUCUUGCUCUGGUGAUCCCGUGGAGGUAGAAGGUUUGUCCAUCAGUUCCAUCAGGACGCCCAGCUGCUCUGCAUACCUCCCAUCACCUUCACUGCCUCCAUCGUCACCAUCAUCCUCAGCUGGAUGGGACGGYGCUGCGUGGAAACUACAAGAAUGGUCAGACGCUGCUGUCCACUCGUUCUGCUCCAACUCUUCAGCAUUUUUGCACAAAUAGAAGCUUUUACUCAGGAUCUUCUGUAUCCGUAUGGACCAGGUCAUAGGGAUCUAGAAACCCCUAAAAUGGACGAUGGGAGUUCAGCUGAAAUUACUUUGCUCAUCCCCUUCGUUUUCUUCAACAUGCACUAUCGUUCCAUCUACGUCAACAACAAUGGGGUGAUCUCCUUCAGCGUGCAGGUUAGCCAGUUUACUCCAGAGGCUUUUCCUCUGAGUGACAGCAGGUCCUUCAUUGCUCCGCUUUGGGCAGAUGUGCACAACGGCAUCCGCGGAGAUGUUUACUAUCGAGAGACCACCGAACCGGAAUUUCUGGAAAGGGCGACGCUGGAUGUUCGAAAGCAUUUCAAAAACAUGCCCGCUUUCACGGCCACGUGGGUCUUCAUUGCAACGUGGCACCAAGUUACCUUCUAUGGAGGGAGUCAGACAACCCCGGUGAACACGUUCCAGACUGUGCUCAUCUCAGAUGGAAUAGCUUUCUUCAGUAUGUUCAACUAUGGAGAAAUCACAUGGAGCACAGGAACAGCCAGUGGUGGAGAUCCUUUAACGGGACUGGGUGGGACAACAGCUCAGGCAGGUUUUAAUGGUGGAGAUAUUGGUCACUUCUUCAACCUGCCUGGAUCGCGGUCGAAUGAUGUUGUAAAUAUCGAACAGACGACCAACGUUAACAUUCCUGGACGCUGGUUCUUCCGCAUAGACACUGAGCUGAUCGAUCCUGCCAAUGGCUGCAGCUACAAUGGACGGUUCUACAAACGAGGGGAAAUCUUCUGGUUGUCUGACCAGUGCUCACAAAGAUGUCGGUGCCUUGACAUAAACAAUGAGGUGCAGUGCCUAGAGGCUCCCUGUGGGCAGUUUGAGAACUGCGAGCAGCAAGAAGGAGCCUUUUAUUGCCAGCCCACUCGCACCAGCACUUGUGUGGUCUUUGGGGACCCCCAUUAUCACACCUUCGACGGCUUCCUCUAUCACUUCCAAGGCACCUGCUCUUACCUGCUGGCUCGGCCCUGUUGGGAGGUGGCGGGGCUGCCCUUCUUCAGUGUGGAGGCUAAAAACGAGAACCGCGGGGUAGCUACUGUCUCUUGGCUGAGAGACGUCACGGUGGAGGUGUAUGGUCAUCGAGUCUUGAUACCAAAAGGCAGUUUGGGCACGGUCAAGGUGGAUGGCUUGGUGAAAACUUUGCCUGUCCAGCUCCAGCUCGGUGCAGUAAAGGUUUACCAGUCUGGCGUGGCUGUCGCUUUAGAAGCAGACUUUGGACUCCUGGUAACCUACGAUGGCCAGCACUACGCAUCCAUUUCCUUACCGAGCUCCUACUUCAACAACACCUGCGGCCUCUGUGGGAACUAUAACGAUGACCCUGCAGAUGAUCCUGUGCUUCCAGAUGGUUCUCUGGCAGAAAGUGUGGUAGAGUUGGGUGGYAGCUGGCGAGCAGAGGACACGGACUGGAGGUGCACGGAUGGCUGUGCUCAGAACUGUAGUGUUUGUGACCCCGUUACAGAAGCCAUGUUCUUCCGUUCAGACUACUGCGGGUUAAUCAAUAAAACUGAUGGACCUUUUCGAGAUUGCAGAGCUGUGGUGGACCCAACAGCUUUUGUGUAUAGUUGUGUGUAUGACAUGUGCAGCAACAGGGAUAACAUGACCACGCUGUGCCAUGCCAUCCAGGCCUAUGUUUUGGCCUGUCAGGCCCUUGGCGUCACCAUACGAUCCUGGAGAACUCUCACCUUUUGUCCCUUUUCGUGUCCAGAGUUCAGCCAGUACCAAGUGUGCACCAAUGCCUGUCCAGCUUCCUGCUCAGAUCUCACCGCCCCUCUGUACUGCGCUCACCCUUGCACCGAAGGCUGCCAGUGUGACUCCGGCUACGUUCUAAGUGGCGGUCGCUGCGUGCAACAGGAAGACUGCGGUUGUGAGCACAACGACCUUUAUUACCCACUUAACCGCACUUUCUGGGCGGGCCCCAGUGGCGAGGAAGGGGACUGUACCCUCCGCUGCACUUGUGGCUUUGCUGGAGAAGUUUCCUGUUUCAAUGAGUCCUGCAAAGACGGUGAAGUGUGCAUGGCAGAGUUGGGCCUGCUGGGCUGCUACCCUCGAAGGGAGGGAGUGUGCUCAGUCACCCAGAACUCUGUUGCAUCAACCUUUGAUGGCACCUUCCUGUUAAUCCCAGAUGACAGCUCUUACUACCUACUAAAGCUGUGUGGUCCAAUACCAGCCAACGGCUCAGUGGUGGAAGUGAAGAUAGGCAAGCGGCUGGUGAACAAAGGUCCCGCUUGGAAAAGACCAGUAAUUGUAAGAGUAGCUAACCUUGAAGCACAAAUGGGAGGAUCUGAUUUUGAUACAGUAAAGGUGAAUGGUGAACCAGUGGUUCUCCCAUUUGUCCACCCWAUGGAAACAAUGAUGAUCUACAAGGCACCAGGAAAUGCUACCGUAGUGGAGUCUCGAGGUCUCCUUCGUGUCCACUACACACGCCAGGGAUUUCUCAACAUUUCCCUUUCCACCAUCUUCUACAAUGUUACCUGUGGUUUAUGCGGCGUCUUCAAUAGUAACGCCACAGACGACCUGCGUCUCCCCAACGGACGCCUGGCAGAUAACAUUGAACAGUUCGCUGAAGGCUGGAAGUCAAUUGCCGAUGACCUCACUUGCAACGGGGACUGCGAUGACCUGUAUCGCAUGUGCACCGACCUGCGUCUUUACCAAAGUCCUUGGAUGUGUGGGAACAUCAACGACCCAGGGAAUAGCUCCUUUUUGGCAUGCCAUUCAGUGGUUAAUCCCUCGCCAUUUUUCAGGAACUGCUUGUACAACAUGUGUGUAAAAGAAGGAAACCGUUCAGCGCUUUGCUCUUCGCUACAAGCUUAUGCCACAGCUUGUCAGGAUGCCCAAAUAGGCCUUGCUUCCUGGAGGAGUGUCACCAAUUGCCCUCUUCCGUGUCCAGAGAACAGUCAUUUCGAAGAAUGUACAACGGCCUGCCCUCUGACCUGUGCCAACCUGGAUGAGCCCGUGGAGCCAUGUCCUCUGCCAUGUCAGGAGGGGUGCCAGUGCGAGGAUGGCUAUGCGAUGCGGGACGGCCUCUGCGUGGCCCGUAGAGACUGCGGCUGUAUGAGUCACGGACGUCUGCUAGCCACGAAUCAGACUUUCUGGACGGACUGGGAGUGCCAGGAGCGUUGCUAUUGCAAUGGCUCAGACAACAGCGUGUACUGCCAGCUCGCGUCCUGUCACCCUGAGGAGUACUGCCAGGAGAACGACGGCCUGUACUUCUGCCUGCCACGCACCGAGGCCUUGUGCGUUGUUGCCGGUUACGGGCAUUUUCUACCGUUUGGCGGCGUACCGUUUGAGCUCCAGAGUUCCUGCACAUUAAGGAUGGCCACCACUGUCUGCGGGGGCGAGAACCGGGAGCACGCCUCAUCUGGUGGAUCCUUUCCUCGGUUCAAACUGGCCGCUCGUAAUGAGGAAAGAGACACAGGCCAGGCAAUCUGGGUGAGGGGCUUUGUUCUGGAGGUCUACGAGUUUGAAAUCGAAGUGUCUCGGAGCUACAAAAACACAGUUACUGUGAAUAAGGAGCGCUUGUACAUUCCUCUGAAGCUGGGCCCAGGAAAGGUCAACAUCUUCACCUUAGGGAUGAUGCUCAUCCUGGAGACGGACUUUGGCCUGAAGGUUGCCUUUGACUGGAAUACUCUCCUCCUUUUGACUUUACCCAGAGACCGUUACAACACUUCCUGCGGCCUCUGCCAGGGCAUGCCCCUGUCCCCGCCCACCCUCACCACCACAGACUGGGGCAUGACCUGGGCAGAGAGGGACACCUUCUGCCAGGUGGGCUGUGGAGACUCGUGCCCGCGAUGCGGCCUCGGAGAGAAAAGCGUAGUGAACACAGCCGUGUUGGUGGCCGACGACAGCGGCGAUGAGGAGAACGGCGUCAUCACGAGGAUACGGUUCUACAUUGGGGAUGGGCUCUACGUGUUCGUGGAGCCCGAGGCGGUGAGGCUGUGUGGGCUAAUUGUGGACCGAGGGGGCGCCUUUGCUCGCUGUCACAGCAAGGUGGCGCCAGCAUUCUUUUAUCAGAGCUGCCUGCAGGACACCUGUUUGGAUCAGGGAGCUCAAGAUACCAUCUGUAACUGGCUUCAGACCUAUGCCAGCACUUGUCAGAGCCAAGGAGUGCCUGUAACUGGCUGGAGGAGUGACACGCCGUGUGUCAUGAGCUGUYCACCUAACAGCCAUUACUCCAGCUGUGUGGCAGUGUGCCCACCACAGUGCGCCCCUGCCCGAGGCCAAAGGGACUGCAACCAGGAUUGCAUGGAGGGCUGCCAGUGCGACCAGGGCUACGUGCUCAAUGGCAAGAACUGUAUCCUGUCUCAAAACUGUGGCUGCUACACUGACGGAAAGUACUAUGAGCCCAAACAGCUGUUCUGGAACCACGACUGCACAAAACGUUGCCAGUGCAUCGGACGAAACCUGAUCCAGUGCGACCCAAGACGCUGCAAGGUGGAGGAAGAGUGCACACUUAGACAUGGGGUUCGAGGCUGCUUUGCUCGACGCUCUCAGCACUGUGUGGCGUCGGGCGGCGGGGUCUUCAGGACGUUCGAUGGGGCAUCACUGCGUCUUCCUGCCUCCUGCUCCUUUGUCCUGUCCACAAACUGUCACAAGCUGCCUGAUCUCUCCUUCCAGCUCAUUGCCAACUUUGACAAAUGGAGCACACCCAACCUCACCACCAUCUCUCAUAUCUACCUUUACAUUAACGAGGAGAAUAUACUCAUCUCUGGCAGCACUGUCAAGGUCAAUGGUACACCAGUGUCUGUGCCAUUUCUGACCGGGCUGAUGACACGUCUGUCCACGUCUGAGGGCUUCAUUGUCAUCGACACGCCGCAAGACAUUCAAAUUCGCUACAACCGCUUCAACACUCUCAGCAUUACAAUGGGCCAGCGGCUGCAGAACAAGGUGUGUGGUCUCUGUGGGAAUUUCAAUGGGGAUCCCGGAGAUGAUUACAUCACCUCCAGGGGGAAGCCUGCUGUCAGUGCCCUGGAGCUGGCCCAGAGCUGGAAGACCAAUGGUAUGCAGAACAGUUGUGAUGAGACCCAGUAUGUAGCUUUAACCCAAUCCUGCGACAACUCGGCAGUCCUGGCUCUGCAGGGUGAAGACGCUUGUCAGAAACUGACCCAGCUGAAGGGUUUCUUCCAACCGUGCCAUGGCCUCCUGGACCCCCGGCCCUUCUACCAGUCCUGCUACYUGGAUGGCUGCUACAACCACCGCAAGGCUCAGGUCUGCGGGUCUUUGGCAGCCUACGCUGAGGCCUGCCGCUCCUUAGGAACCCUCACCACCAAGUGGAUCACGCAGGAGAACUGCUCAGAAUGGAUCUACGACCCCUGUGCAGGAGAGAUCUGCACAAACUUCACCUGUGAGCUGGAAAACGGAGGCGACCUGUGCGGCUGUCCUGAGUUACCUACCAACACUGCAAGUGACGAUGACAUCAUCCAGGCCGAGGUGAACUGUAAGCACGCUCAGAUGGAGGUGUCCAUCUCCAAGUGUAAGCUCUUCCAGCUGGGCUUUGAACGAGAAGAUGUGAGGGUGAACGAYGAGCGCUGUGCCGGCAUCGAAGGAGAGGACUUUAUCUCCUUCCACAUCAAUAACACCAAGGGUCACUGUGGCUCCAUUGUUCAGUCUAAUGGCACACACAUCAUGUAUAAGAACACAGUCUGGAUAGAAAGUGUGAACAACACRGGCAACGUCAUCACCCGAGAUAAGACCAUCAACGUGGAGUUCUCCUGUGCYUACGAGCUGGACCUGAAGAUCUCACUGGAGACAGUUCUCAAACCMAUGCUCAGUGUGAUUAACCUGACCCUGCCAACCCAGGAGGGGAACUUCAUUACCAAGAUGGCGCUGUACAAGAACUCCUCRUACCGACACCCCUACAGGGAGGGCGAGGUGGUGCUUAGCACCCGGGACAUCCUSUUUGUGGGCGUCUUCGUGGAGGGGGCCGACGAAAACCAGCUGAUCCUCAUCGUGAACAUGUGCUGGGCCACACCAUCCCGCUACAGCAGCGACCGCCUGCGUUACAUCAUCAUAGAGAGGGGGUGCCCRAACACCAAGGACAACACCAUCGGCAUGGCGGAGAACGGCGUCUCGCUCACCUGCCGCUUCCACGUCACCGUCUUCAAGUUCAUUGGUGACUACGACGAGGUGCACCUCCACUGUGACGUGUCUCUGUGCGACUCAGACACAAAUGCCUGCAAAGUGAACUGUCCACACAAGAAAAGGAUGUACUCAGAGGAAGGGGACCACAAGGAGCAUAUCCUAACUGUGGGGCCCAUAAGGAGGAGAGAGUCCGACUGGUGCGAGGACGACAACGGAGGCUGYGAUCAGAUCUGCACCAGUAAGGGGUCCGGACCCAUCUGCAGCUGUGUGACCGGAAUGCUGCAACCUGAUGGGAAAAGCUGCCGCACUGUGAGUUUAUCCUGUAAGGUCACGCCUGAGAUUCCUCUGCUGAGUGUCGGCGCCGUCGUCUCCGUGGUCCUGGCUCAGUUCGACACGUUUCUUUUAUCCUAAAGCCAAAACAACGAUGCAGAGAAGACUUGAAAAAAAGAAUGUACCGGAUGUGAGUUUUUUUGUUUGUUUGUUUGUUUGUUUGUUUGUUUGUUUGUUUGUUUGUUUGUUUUUGUUUUUUUGUAGUUGAACUGUUUCAGAGAGAAAUUUCCCACAAAUAACACGUUAAAUAAAAUCACCUGAAGCCACCAUAUGUAGAAUUUUUUGAAUGUUUGUAAACUUUUAGCCAUUUUUGUAUAAAAAAGUUCAAAUGUUUUUAAAAAAGGAGGCUUUCACCACCAGAUGGCGCCAAAAAAACAAAUAUCUGAUCUCACACAGGAAAUGUUGAAGGUGUUGUAUGUAACUAAACUCUUAAACUUUCCAGUCUGUGUGAAUUUAAUCAAUUUAAUUUAAUCCAAUGAUUCAACAAGUCAGAUUUAAUAUGGGGCUGUGUGAACAGAACGACUUUAAAACAGUUUGUUGUGAAGUAUUUAUGUUAGAAAAGCACUUUGUGGAUUUAAGAAACUUUUACUUUUAGCGGUUUGCAUCCAGAUUAAGGAAAAAAAURUUUCUUAUGUUGAUGAAAAACUUCAUUUCAGUCAUUUCUGUUGCAGAUUCAACAUACUUUUUUAAUGUGGGAUCAAUAUUUUCAGAAGAUAGUAGGAAAGGACUUAGAUCAGUCACUUCCUGUUUCAGAGGACAGUUAGUUUUAAUCUAAAUGUGUUUUUUUUUUCAUAGUUUGGACUUUUUUUGUUACCUGUUGUGUACAAAAUGUACAGUCCUUGUCAGUUUUGUCUUUACUUUUUAAAAAUCUUUUUAAGAAUAAACAAACAAAAAAUGAAAAAUGUUUUUAUUUUAAUUCUUUGGGGAGGAAGCAGCAUCUUUACGUAAAAUAAAUGUUCUCUAAAAGAAAA
This is a messenger RNA of Austrofundulus limnaeus, 7672 nucleotides long. It is a transcript of the gene tecta, whose product is annotated as tectorin alpha. Gene Ontology annotation, biological process: cell-matrix adhesion. Gene Ontology annotation, molecular function: protein binding. Lineage: Eukaryota; Metazoa; Chordata; Actinopteri; Cyprinodontiformes; Rivulidae. The record is from RefSeq and is a predicted model, not a curated record. The transcript has 24 exons. The coding region runs from base 174 to 6782 and encodes 2202 amino acids.